Trichoderma virens Gv29-8 is the source of this 150-nucleotide messenger RNA. RefSeq lists its product as uncharacterized. The transcript has a single exon. Gene Ontology annotation, molecular function: copper chaperone activity; copper ion binding. Gene Ontology annotation, cellular component: mitochondrial intermembrane space. The coding region runs from base 1 to 150 and encodes 49 amino acids. NCBI's taxonomy places the organism in Eukaryota, Fungi, Ascomycota, Sordariomycetes, Hypocreales, Hypocreaceae. The record is from RefSeq and is a predicted model, not a curated record.
AUGGAACAGCCCUGCUGCGUAUGCAAGGACGAAAAAUCGAGGCGCGAUGAGUGCAUGCUCUUCUCCACGGCCAAGGAUCCUGCUGCCGACUGCAGGUCACUUGUCGACCAAUACAAGAGCUGCAUGCAGGGCUUCGGGUUCACUGUUUAA